AUGUAUACUACGUAUAUUUCAAUGUUGAAUUCUACAGUUGAAUUGCGAUUAGAUGUUAAGAAAAUUCUAAGAGCAGAAUACCAUCGAUUAGGUAUUUUUUUGGAUUCUCGAUGCGAUCGUAGCCGAUACAGAAGAAUCUUGAUAGAUGCAACAAAAUAUUCUAUGUAUGAUGAAAUGCAUAAAUGGUUAAUCUUGGGUUCAAAUUUAAGUCAUGUAUUAGAAAUACUAAACGAUGAAACAUUUACUGUCUCUACUGAUGUUAUAAUUGCUGUGCCAUCAGCAGAUAAUUAUAUUUUAUACGAUGUAUACAAUCCUUGUAAAGAUCGAGGAGGAUCAAUGAAUGUAACAUAUUUUGGAAUGUGGAAUUUUAAAACAGGAUUAAAUGUUAAUUUAAAUCAAUCGAAAUUCGCAAGAAGAUCAAAUUUGCAUGGAAUGAAACUUAAAGUUGGAAUUGUAGUUAAUUUUAAACCAGAAAAUAUGUCGCUUCACGAUAUGAUGUUACAAUAUAGCAUGAAAUCGAAAUAUGGUCGAUCGAAAUUUUUAUAUAUACUACUGCAGCACAUGUCUGACAUCUUUAAUUUCACUAUGAAAAUUGUACAAAUAAAUGCUCAAAGAAGAUUCGAUAAUUCUGGUCCUAUUUUCGCAGCUUUUAAAAAAAAGCUGAUAGAUUUUUCAGCAAACCCAGUCGCGAUGAAAGUUGAAAGACUACAUAACGGUGAUAUAAUUAGACCAGUCUGGCCAAUAAGAUCGUGUUUCUUGUUUCGUACGAUUUCUUCAACAAAAAUUAAACCAGAUCAAUUUCUGAAACCUUUAUCUGUGAAAGUAUGGUAUGUGAUACUUGCCAUGAUAGGAGUUGUAACGACAAUUUUAAUUAUCUUUUUAAAAUUAGAAAAUAUUCGUACUCCCACAGAGAUUUAUGGUCUCUCUGUUUUGCUCACAAUAGGAGCAUUGUCACAACAAGGCUCUGCAUUUAUUCCAACUCGUUGCGCAAGUCGGAUCGCACUUUUACAAGUUUUAUUUUUUAGUUUGUUAAUUUUUAAUUAUUAUUCUGCAAGUGUGGUAUCAAGUCGUUUGAAAAAUAAGGAGGAGAAGAUGAACGAUUCUUUAAUUAAUUUGGCAAAAAGUAAUUUGAAACUUGCAGUAGAACCUACGCCAUACAUUCAUUCUUUUCUUCAGGUAUCAAAUAAGGAAGUGAAAUAUUUUUAUGACAAUUGUUGGACGAAAAUACCAGAAUCAUAUAAGUACUUACCCCUAGAAGAGGGUCUUAAUCGCGUGGCGGAGGGUCGUUUAGCUUAUCACACGAUGACUGAUUCUGCUUAUCCAUACAUCGAACAUACGUUCAAUUAUCGAAGUAUAUGCGAACUCACGGAAGUUCAUUUAUUCCGUGCUGUUCUCGCAUUUUAUGCAAGGCACCAUAGUCCUUUUACCGAACUUAUGAAAGUAGGUUUAACUAAAAUUCAUAAUGUGGGUAUCCAGAAACGUGAAUUGAUACGAUGGACGGCUAGAAAACCUUUCUGUCCGAAUAACCUACUUAUUGCUGAACCUCUAUCGAUUCAUGAAGCUGCGCCGAUUUUUAUGUUUUUGUGCAUCUCUAUUAUUCUAUCAAUUCUCAUUUGCAUUAUUGAAAAUAUGAUCUUCUGUCUUUUUCCGACACGAUAAAUUCGAAAUUUAUUUUAAAGAAAUCGUUAUAAUAUACUUAUUAUUGAAAUAUAUUAUUAAUAUAAAA
Messenger RNA from Apis cerana (Asiatic honeybee), 1726 nucleotides. Its product is annotated as ionotropic receptor 75a-like. Gene Ontology annotation, cellular component: membrane. The record is from RefSeq and is a predicted model, not a curated record. Lineage: Eukaryota; Metazoa; Arthropoda; Insecta; Hymenoptera; Apidae. Gene Ontology annotation, molecular function: ligand-gated monoatomic ion channel activity.